ACCAUGAAAACACUAGUCAUUGCUCUGUCCCCUGCUGCUUAUACUCAGCUUUAUGUCCCUUGCAAUUUUUCUCCUUCUUUAUCUUCUGCAACUCAAAAAUCUGUGACACACGCUACCAUUCAGAAAAUUGAAGCUCGGAAGGUCCGUGCUGCGGUUGUAGCUGAUGAGUCGUCUUCUUUUACUCGGGCUUUUUAUCAAGCGCAUGGUGAGCAAUCGCUGCCAGAAAGGGAAUGUCACGAUAAAAAAAAUAGCAAGAAAAGGGUCUUCUUUUUAGAUGUUAAUCCUCUAUGCUAUGACGGAAACACACCCAGCUUAUACUCCUUUGGUCGAUGGGUCUCCCUUUUCCUCUCUCAAGUCAGUCGCAGCGACCCUGUUAUUGCUGUUUUUGAUGGAGAAAAGGGUAGUGAGCAUCGCAGACAACUACUACCUUCAUACAAAGCCCAUAGGAGAAAAUUCUUGCAGCACUCAUCAUCUUCACAGAGAUUUUCAAGGGGACAUGUUGGGAGGUCCCAUCAAGUGAUCACUGAGGUUCUUAGAAAAUGCAAUGUGCCAUUCAUAAAAGUUGAUGGCCAUGAAGCCGAUGAUGUGGUUGCCACACUUGUUGGACAAGUUCUCACUAGAGGUUUUCGUGUUGUGAUUGCCUCUCCUGAUAAGGAUUUUAAACAGCUCAUUUCUGAAGAUGUGCAAAUUGUUAUGCCUUUGCCAGAGUUAGACAGGUGGUCCUUCUACACCUUGAGGCACUACAGAGCUCAAUAUAAUUGUGACCCACAGUCUGAUCUGAGCCUUAGAUGCAUUGUUGGUGAUGAAGUUGAUGGUGUUCCUGGUAUCCAGCAUGUGGUCCCUGAUUUCGGUCGGAAGACUGCUCUAAAACUUAUUAAAAAGCAUGGUACAUUGGAGACUUUGUUAAAUGCAGCUGCUGUAAGGACUGUAGGAAGGCCAUAUGCCCAGGAAGCCCUUACAAAAUAUGCUGAUUACCUUCGAAGAAACUAUGAAGUUCUGGCCUUAAAAAGGGAUGUAGAUAUCCAGCUUCACGAAGAGUGGUUGGUUGAGAGAGACACACAUAAUGAUACAACUACUCUCUCUAAGUUUUUCAGAUAUUUGGAACGGGCAAGGGAAGUCACCAAUAAUUAUAGAUCUCACUCUUCCAAUGUAUUGAACCCUGACAGGUAAUGAAGACACGUUAAAAUUGACGACACAAGGAACAUAUGAAUCGAAAUUGUGCAAAUGUUUCUGCUUGCUUCGCAACCUUGCUGAUUCAUCUUUUGUAACAACACUAAAGCAAGUAUGUUUUGCUCACUGAUCCCCAUUUAUGCAAUAUUAGCAAGCAGUUGUGAGAAAAUAAUAAGCAUUAUAGCACUUGGUUCACGCUACAUAGCACUUCCCGAGGUGGCUAAACAUCAUUCUGUAAUUGAAAGUAUUGCAAGCUAUGUCAGACCAACAGAGGAAGGCUUCAGCGUCUUAGACAUCAACAUUUAGUGACACGACGAUCUGGGCUCCUUAUUCCUCGUUGUAAAAUGUCAGAGGAAGUUGUUGUAAACUGUGACACAGAUUGAUUGGGAAAAAGGUGUGGGAUUUGGUAACACAAAGUGGAUAUCCAUGGAUUUUGUGUGUUAUUUUCUUAUCCCUUGGCGUCUUUGCUUCAGGCAUGAAUUCCUCAAGACAAAUUAUGAUACCUAGACUUGUACUAAUUCCAUCAAGUGGGAAAAAUGAGUAUUUAUGUAUAUAAAAAAAAAAGAAGGAAAAUACAACUGUUACCCUCAUUAGUUUCUAUAUUUUUUUCAGUUGUUUCAAGGCCCUUGAAUUUCAUGGGAGUUAAAUCUCUUGAUGUCAAUAUAACUAUUAUUUAUAUUGUUGAGGUAAUAAAAUUAUGAUGAGUUAGAUGCUAUAA
Prosopis cineraria is the source of this 1888-nucleotide messenger RNA. RefSeq lists its product as uncharacterized. Lineage: Eukaryota; Viridiplantae; Streptophyta; Magnoliopsida; Fabales; Fabaceae. The transcript has 7 exons. Gene Ontology annotation, molecular function: 5'-flap endonuclease activity; DNA binding. The coding region runs from base 4 to 1170 and encodes 388 amino acids. The record is from RefSeq and is a predicted model, not a curated record. Gene Ontology annotation, biological process: DNA replication, Okazaki fragment processing.